AUGACUGGCCACAUAUAUGAAAUAGGUUCACAAGUGAAAGAUAAUGGACCUGAAAUAUACCACCAAGAAGAAAAGGGUAUUGAUACUGCACACUUGGAAGAAAAAGAUGGAUUAGAGGUUUUAGACAAAGAGUCAUUGAACGAAAAAUUGGUUAAAAAUUUAGAGCUUCCUGAAUCAUUAAGAGAUUUGACUGAUGAAGAAUUUGAUGCUUUAGAAAAGCGUACCAAAAGAAAGAUAGAUUUGAGAAUUUUGCCUAUGGUUGUGCUCAUUUACAUUUUGAAUUACUUAGAUAGAAAUAAUAUCGCAUCUGCUAGAUUAGGUGGUUUAGAAGAGGAUUUAGGAUUAGUUGGUUCUCAAUAUCAAACGUGUAUUUCCAUUUUAUUCGUUGGUUACAUUUUGAUGCAAAUUCCUGCAAAUAUGUUCUUAAACAAACUAGGCAAGCCUUCAUUGUUUAUUUCAUGUAUUAUGACUGCUUGGGGUAUCAUUUCCACAUGCACAGGUGCUGUUCAAGGAUAUGGUGGUCUUAUGGCAGUAAGAGUGCUUCUUGGUUUCGUUGAAGCAGGAUUUUUUGGUUCUUGUUUAUACUACUUAUCUUGUUGGUAUACAAGAAAAGAAUUAACUUUAAGAAACUCCAUUCUUUACUCUGGUUCCCUUAUUUCGGGUGCUUGGAGUGGUCUUAUCGCAGCUGGUAUUGUUGAAAAGAUGGAUUAUAAAAUGGGCUUAAGGUCAUGGCGUUGGUUGUUUAUUAUCGAAGGUGCUAUCACUGUUUCAAUUGUUCCUAUUUCCUACUUUAUUUUACCAGAUAUGCCAUCAAAUACCAAAUUCUUAAGUCAACAAGAAAAGGAUAUAAUUAUGUGGAAAUUAAGAGUAGAGGUUGGUCAAGAUGACUCUGAUCAAGAAAAUCAAGAAUCUUACAAAGGUGCUUUCCUCUUGGCUAUUAAAGAUCUUAAAAUAUGGUUACUUACGAUCACCUUCUCAUUCUUAGUUGCAGCCUGUGGUGUUACUAAUUUUUUCCCUAGUGUUGUUGAAACAUUAAACUUCGACAGAAUGACAACUUUAUGUCUUACCGCUCCUCCAUAUUGUAUUGCUGUUGUUGCAACAUUUAUAUGUGCAAGACAUGCUGAUAAGACCGGUGAAAGAUAUUUCCAUGUCGUCAUCCCAUUAGUUAUAGCCUUGAUAUCAUUUAUUAUAUCUGCGGCAACCUUAAACACUGGGGCAAGAUACUUCGCUAUGUGUAUUAUGAUUCCUUCGUUAUAUUGUGCAUUUACAACUAUUUUAUCUUGGAUGUCAAAUUGUGUUCCAAGACCUCCUAUGAAAAGAGCUAUUGCAAUUGCGAUAAUGAAUUGUCUUGGUAAUUCAACCUCUAUCUGGAACUCUUAUUUGUAUCCAUCUAGUGGAGCUCCACAAUAUAUGGUUGCAUUUGUUUGUAACUGUGUCUUCAUAUUAUGUUCAAUUGUUGCAGCUACUUUAUUAAGACAAAGAAUUGUCAAAUUAAACAAGAGAAUUGCUUCUGGCACUAUGAAAUGGGAGAAUGAAUUAGGGAAGGGUAAUGACGGUUCAAAAAUCUCACCAGAUUUCAAAUACUUAUACUAG
Molecule: messenger RNA, 1593 nt
Organism: Debaryomyces fabryi
Lineage: Eukaryota; Fungi; Ascomycota; Pichiomycetes; Serinales; Debaryomycetaceae
Exons: 1
Coding region: 1-1593 (530 amino acids)
Biological process (GO): transmembrane transport
Cellular component (GO): membrane
Molecular function (GO): transmembrane transporter activity
Source: RefSeq, a predicted model, not a curated record